AUGCCGCAGCGCAGUUCGAGGUCUUUCGUACCUUUGGCGGUGGAAACAUUUCGCGGACGUGCUGAGGAAGUGCUUUUUGCCAACUGGGCCCCAGCGGCUCGAGUCCUCAUCGACAACGUCAGUGAAUGGUAUUCCCUGGCCUUCAUUGUUUACCGAUGUUUCGUGGGAUUCGCUGUGUUGAACGUGGUGAACGCCGUCUUCGUGCAGAGUACCAUGAAGGUGGCACAUGCAGAUGACGAGAUCGUGGCACAUGAGAAGGCGAAGAGUCAAGAGGCCUAUCGAAGACGCGUGAGCAAAUUAUUCUGGGAAGCUGACAUCUCAGGAGAUGGUUUUAUCGACUUUUCGGAGUUUAAACGCCUUCUGGAGCAUCCACAGCUCCAGGUUUGGUUAUAUCAGCUGGAGAUUGAGACCGGCGAUUUGGAGGGGCUUUUUCGCCUUUUGGAUGAUGGAGAUGGAGAAAUCUCUUUGGAAGAGUUUGAGGCUGGAGUGAUGAAGUUGAAGGGCUUUGCCAGGGCAUUUGAUCUCAACAAACUCCAACGACAGGUGCGGAAGAUGAAUGCCAAAAUGGAUUUGCUGAUUCACAACAGCGGCCUCUCUCAUUUUCGGAACGACAAGCCGAAGGGCCGCGCCAUGUCGUCGCCGGGAUGUUCCGAAACCACUCCACCCUUCUGGGCCAAGAACCGGGGCCUUUCGCGAGAUACCUUCUGA
Durusdinium trenchii is the source of this 708-nucleotide messenger RNA. NCBI's taxonomy places the organism in Eukaryota, Dinophyceae, Suessiales, Symbiodiniaceae. The record is from the annotation of a GenBank genome assembly.